Petromyzon marinus (sea lamprey) is the source of this 2577-nucleotide messenger RNA. RefSeq names its product thyroid hormone receptor interactor 4 (gene TRIP4). Gene Ontology annotation, cellular component: RQC-trigger complex; nucleus. The record is from RefSeq and is a predicted model, not a curated record. Gene Ontology annotation, molecular function: zinc ion binding. NCBI's taxonomy places the organism in Eukaryota, Metazoa, Chordata, Hyperoartia, Petromyzontiformes, Petromyzontidae. Gene Ontology annotation, biological process: rescue of stalled cytosolic ribosome.
UCACCACUCAACCACUUCCGGGGUCGCAGCUGAGGCCUGCUAAAGGCGUCGCCUGGCUCGAGCGGGCGUUUCGCAUUCGUUGUUGUUUGUGUUGUUGUUUGUGGUGUUGUUGUUGUCUGUUCCAUCACAGUUGUAAACUCGCGCGCAUUGGUCGCGAUGGACGCCGCGUUGACGCAGUUCUGCCAGGAGCAGCUCCUGAAUGAGUUCGGCAUUGAGACCGGCACGGAAGACUUGAGGUACAUUCUCUCCAUCGAGAAGGACGAGGAGCUGGAGGAGUACCUGCAGGACCUCCUGUGUGGCGACGCCGAGAAGAAGCGACGCUUCAUCCGCGCCGUGCUCGCCCGCAGGCGCCCAAGCAGGCCCGACCCCAGCGGCGUCGCCACCGUCGCCACCGUCUACCGUAAGAGCGACGAGGUGCAGGAGCAGCCGCCAGGCAGGGAGCAGCAGAAGAAGGGGAAGAAGAAGGGGAGGAACAAGGUGGAGCUGCAUAGCCUGGUUCCCGAAGAGGUGACCCCAGAGAGCCAGGUCAAGACGCCCGCCGACUUGGCCAAGCUGCAGCAGCAGCAGCAGGAGGAGGCUGCGGCCACCGCCGGCAAGAAGAAAUCGGCAAAGUUCGUGUCCCUGUACACAAAGGCGGGCGAGGACCGCCUGACCGUGCGCCUGCCCGGACGCCACCCCUGUGACUGUCUGGCCCAGAAGCACGGCCUCGUCAACAACUGCCUGUCGUGCGGCCGCAUCGUGUGCGAGCAGGAGGCCUCGGGGCCCUGCCUCUUCUGCGGGAACCUGGUGUGCACGAAAGAGGAGCAAGAGGUGCUGUCGCGGAAAUCCAACAAGAGCGACAAGCUCCUCAAGAAGCUGAUGACCGACCACGGGCGAGAGCUGCUACCAGGCGAGGAGGCGCGCUGCCGGGAAGGCCUGGAGCAGGCGCAGCAGCACCGCGACAAGCUGCUAGAGUACGACAAGAACAGCGUGCGCCGCACGCAGGUGAUCGACGACGAGUCCGACUACUUCGCCACGGACUCGAACCAGUGGCUGAGCGCGGAGGAGCGCGAGAAGCUGCGGCGGCGCGAGGAGGAGCUGCGGGAGGCGCGCCACGCGUCGCGCACGCAGCUCAAGGUGACGUUCGACUUUGCGGGGCGACGCAUCACGGAGGACGACUCGCCCGUCAACGUCUACGACCGGGAGGACGCCGUGGUGCAGGAAGUCAGCCACGGCCGAGCGGGGCGCCCCAAGGGGCAGGUGGGCGCCCCGCGCGACGACCCCCCGCUCGGAGAACUCGUCAACCCCAACAUCUGCCAGCCAGCGCCCGUGUGGGUGCAGGAGGAUGAGAGGGGGGGAAGGGACGGCGGCAAAGCCCGCCGGAAGGACCCCGUGGCGGCGGGCGGCGGGCGUGCGCCCGGGACGCAGGCGGACCCGGAGCGGAGCCGGAUCCGGAUCCAGGAUCGGGAGCUGAUGGAAAUGUCGGACUCGGGGAUGUGCCUGAGCAUGCACCAGCCCUGGGCCUCUCUGCUCGUCAAGGGCAUCAAGAAGAGCGAGGGCCGCACGUGGUACACGUCGCACCGUGGCCGGCUCUGGAUUGCCGCCGGCUCAAAGCAGCCGACGUCGCAGGAGGUCGCCGAGGUGGAGGAGACGCACCGCACCCUCAAGCACGGCGAGCGAGUGGAGUUCCCCGCCGAUUACCCGACGGCCUGCCUCCUGGGCUGCGUGGACGUCAUCGACUGCCUCCCGCAGGAGCAGUACCGAGAGCAGUUUCCCGAGGGGGAGUCGGGGUCUCCAUUCGUCUUCGUGUGCGAGCGCCCGCAGGAGCUGCUUGUCAAGGUCCCCAUCAAGGGACGCCACAAAAUCUGGAAACUGGAGACCCACGUCCACCAGGGAGCCCAGAAGGGCCUCAUGAGGCAAAUGCAGAGGGACUACUGAUGGGGGAGUCGGUGACCGCUCCACUCCGCUCUGCCCGCCCGCCCGCCCGCAGGGGACCACGCUUGUCCGAUUUACCCGCGGCGGCUGCGGAAAUCUCAGAUGCCGUAGAGGGUAAAAAGGUAAAGAAGCAGCGCUGCAAUAAUUGGUUUGCUUGCGCUCCGUUAGAGGGAGCUCUUGGGAGAGCGCCACCAAGAAGGUGUUUUGCAUUCCCUGCCAAGCUGGGCAGACGUCUCGGAAGAACCACAGUAAUAUAUAUAGAAAAUAAACCUGUAAUUCAAUGAAGUUAUUGGUUAAAGCUGACGCAAUAGAAUGCAUUCACUUGCAUUAGUUUUAUAGCGGAGAAAGAUUAUCGCAAAAUCUGUCCAGCCCUACCAGCCACAAGCAGCUCCGUUGUCAGAAGCAUCGUGUACAACGUUGUGGUGUGGCUCGCAAAAGUAUCUGCAAAUUCUGCUGCAGGGAUUAAAUCUGCAAAUGGAAAUGGCAAUUGCCACUCGGAAAAUCAAAUAUCUAGCCCUUUCACAUUCUAUGAUUAUGCAAUAGAAAAUAUUCUGGUCACGGCAUUAAAAAAAACGGUUGGAUCUGUAAAAAAAGAAAUGACUUGGUUUAGCGACACCAUCAUACAGACGCCCGCUAUUAAAAUAAAAUUGACUUGAAAAUGCU